CCGCCGGACGGAGACACUGGCGCGGGGGGUAGCUCGGGUCUGAGCUCGGGCACCGCGCAGCUCUCCCCGAUGGCCCACUGUGUGACCUCGGUACAGCUGUCCAUCUCCUGUGACCAUCUCAUCGAUAAAGACGUUGGCUCGAAGUCCGACCCACUCUGUGUCCUGCUACAGGAUGUGGGUGGGGGCAACUGGGCUGAGCUCUGUCGGACAGAGCGUGUCCAGAACUGUUCCAGCCCUGAGUUUUCUAGACCACUGCCAAUCGACUAUCACUUUGAAACAGUCCAGAAGUUGCGUUUUGGUGUCUAUGACAUUGACAACAAGACUCCUGAGCUGGGAGAUGAUGACUUCUUAGGGGGAGCCGAGUGCACCCUAGGACAGAUUGUAUCCAGCCAGACGGUGACCCUACCCCUAAUGUUGAAGCCUGGGAAGCCUGCUGGGCAAGGAACCAUCACGAUCUCAGCCCAGGAGGUGAAGGACACUCGAGUGGUGACUAUGGAAGUGGAGGCCAGGAACCUGGACAAGAAGGACCUUCUGGGCAAAUCUGAUCCAUUCCUAGAGUUUUAUCGACAGAGUGAUGGAAAGUGGCAUCUGGUCUACAGAUCUGAGGUGAUUAAGAACAAUCUGAACCCUACAUGGAGCUUCAGUGUUCCUUUGCAGCGUUUCUGUGAGGGAGACCCCAGCCUGCCUAUCCAGGUGCGCUGCUCAGACUAUGACAGUGAUGGCUCUCAUGACCUCAUUGGCUCCUUCCAGACCAAUUUGACACAGCUGCAGGGUUCCCCAGUGGAAUUUGACUGUAUUCAUCCCGAGAAGAAGCAGAAAAAGAAGAGUUAUAAGAAUUCUGGGACCAUCUGGGUUAAGGUCUGUCAGAUUGAGGCAGAGUUCUCUUUCUUGGAUUAUGUGAUGGGUGGCUGCCAGAUCAAUUUCACAGUGGGUAUGGACUUCACAGGAUCCAAUGGGGACCCUUCCUCUCCAGAUUCCCUGCACUACCUGAGCCCCUCUGGUGUCAAUGAGUACCUGACAGCUCUGUGGAGUGUGGGCUGUGUGGUACAGGAUUAUGACACGGACAAACUGUUCCCGGCUUUUGGAUUUGGGGCUCAAGUGCCCCCUGAUUGGCAGGUCUCUCAUGGAUUUGCCUUGAACUUCAAUUCCAAUAACCCUUACUGCUCAGGCAUCCAGGGUAUUGUAGAUGCCUAUCGCCAGGCCCUGCCCCAGGUCCGACUCUAUGGCCCCACCAAUUUCGCUCCCAUCAUCAACCAUGUAGCCCAGUUUGCCACCCAGGCUGCACAGCAAGGAACUGCCGCGCAAUACUUUGUGCUACUCCUGCUGACGGAUGGGGCUGUAUCAGACGUUGAGGCUACGAAGGAGGCUGUGGUCCGGGCCUCACACCUGCCUGUGUCCAUCAUCAUCGUGGGUGUUGGGGGUGCUGACUUCACAGCCAUGAAGGAGCUAGAUGGGGAUGGGGGUCCUUUGCGUGGCCGCAGUGGAGAGGCUGUUGCCCGAGACAUUGUCCAAUUUGUGCCUUUCCGCCAAUUUCAGAAUGCCCCUCGAGAGGCACUGGCCCAAGCAGUCCUUGCAGAGGUGCCCCAGCAGCUUGUAUCUUAUUUUAAGGCGCGGGGCUUGGCUCCCCACAAGGCCCCAGUGCUGCCUGCCAAGGACCCAGCACCACCCCCCAACAACUAAUGGACCACGGCACCAGCUGUCUUUCUGCACAUGACUAGUUUCUGUGCCUCUUGCUUCUCCCAUCAGUGGGAGGAGGAACAGAGCACCUGUCUCAGGUGUGGACAUUUGUGCUUGCUGCUUUGGAUUAUAUGUAUGCCAUAGGCCAGGACACUCUCAAGCCAACCUGGCCCCACUAUAUUUUGUAUCUUUUUAUAUUUGUAUACAUUAUGCUGCUUCUGCAUUCCUCUCUUCAUGUACACAUACCCCUGUGCUUAAUAAAGAUCAAUCAAAACUGAA
Messenger RNA from Phascolarctos cinereus (koala), 1956 nucleotides. RefSeq names its product copine 1 (gene CPNE1). NCBI's taxonomy places the organism in Eukaryota, Metazoa, Chordata, Mammalia, Diprotodontia, Phascolarctidae. Gene Ontology annotation, molecular function: calcium-dependent phospholipid binding. Gene Ontology annotation, biological process: positive regulation of tumor necrosis factor-mediated signaling pathway; cellular response to calcium ion; regulation of canonical NF-kappaB signal transduction. The record is from RefSeq and is a predicted model, not a curated record. Gene Ontology annotation, cellular component: plasma membrane.